Centruroides sculpturatus (bark scorpion) is the source of this 6742-nucleotide messenger RNA. RefSeq lists its product as uncharacterized. Lineage: Eukaryota; Metazoa; Arthropoda; Arachnida; Scorpiones; Buthidae. The record is from RefSeq and is a predicted model, not a curated record. Gene Ontology annotation, molecular function: protein binding.
GAAUAAUUAUUUAAUAAUAAUACGAAAUGUUUGUUACUAUAUGAGCGAGACGGAUAAGGAAGAAAUUAAUUAAAAAUUAUGUCAAUCAUCUUCUAUAAGAGCAAGGAAUAAUGAAUCAUUCUAAUUAUUCUCGUAAUUCAUCCGCUUUAUUUGUCAGUCGACAAGUAACGGUUGAAACAACAAAUGCUGGUGUAUCGCAUUAAAAAUCUCGUCUCACUUAAAAUAGAAAAAACGACAAGACUCUGAGCAGAAAAUAUGAGGUUGGUAAUCCUUUUUCGAUUCCUAUUCUCGCUAGUAAAUUGCUGCCAAGAUUUCUGGAACCAAUGGAAAAACUUCUCUUGUAAAGCGCCAAUAUACAAAUGUAAAUUAGGAGAAUUUCACAUUAUAGACGGUACAGAAAUUAUACAUCAUUGGAUGCUAAGAAUAAAUAAUUCUUGCAUAUCGACUGCCGAUAGGUGUUAUAUAUCAAAUAGACAUUCCUCUGUGGAAAUCUUCAAUAACUCGUUAUCUGUCACUUGCAGUGACAAACAAACCAUCGACAUUCGUUUAAUGCAUUGUUUAAACGCCAAAUACGUUAAACACUUAGCUUUUAUCGAUUGUUACUUGGCGAGAUUUGCCGUCGAAAGAUUCGCUUCGAGUUAUGCCAUCGAGAAAAUCGUCAUAAAAUACAAGAGUGAGACGUUUAGUUUCGAUAGUGAAUCAUUUAUAAAUAUGUCGUCUCUGAAAUAUUUAGAAAUUGAAGGAGUAAGAACUUUCGACGUAUUCAAUUUGAGUUUUCCCAGUGGUUCUUCUCUGAUUUCUUUGAAAAUUUCGAAAUAUAACUUUACGUCGUUUCUGAACAGACCGUUCCAACAAUUGAAGAAUCUUUCUGAAUUACGAGUGAACUUUGGUAAAUUAAAGACUUUACCAGAAGAGCUGUUUCAUGGUCUUUAUAAUUUGAAAACACUUGACUUAAGUUAUAACUUAAUUGAGUCCGUUCAUCCUUUAUUUUUUCAACAUCUCACUUUAUUGGAACAGUUGAAUUUGGAAGGAAACCCGAUAAAAAGUUUUCCUGAAGACUUGUUGAAAGGUCUUUCGAUAUUAAGGAAUUUUUCUAUUUCUGGAAAUUUCUCUGAAUUGCGCUCUGUAUUUUUGAAAGGACUCGACAAUCUGACAGAAUUUCGCGCUUCUUACUUUCCUUUACUUCGAAUCGAAGAUGAUUUUUUUUUCCAUUCCAUGAACUUAAGAAAGGUUGAUUUUUACUCCAACGAUGUGCUGCAUCUUCCAUCCAAUCUGCUAAAAAAUAAUAAAAAUCUGGAAGUUUUCGAAUAAAGUCGGAAUAAAUUAUCGACAAUACCAAAUGGUAUUUUCGAUGGACUUUAUAAACUCAAAAAAAUCAAUUUACACGAAAAUCGUCUAGAAAACAUUGCAGAAGAUACUUUCCAACGUUUGUCGAAUCUGGAAGAACUAGUUUUAUCAUCUAAUCGCUUGACAUUUUUACCUAAAAACAUCUUUCUUCCAACGAAGAACUUACGAAUUCUCUCUCUUUCUCAUAACAAUUUCAGUAAAAUUUCCUUCGACUUCAACAAUAAUCUCGAAGAACUGUAUUUGCGUGGAGCAGGUUUGACAGAAUGGCCGAAUUUAAAUUGGACAAACUACAAUUUGACUUAUAUUUAUGCUCCAUUCAACUAUUUCGAAAUUGUCAAAUUGCCGAUUUACACUCCAAACCGCAUGAAAAUCGAUUUGGAUUUUUGUCUCAUAAAAACCAUUUACAUCGAUGAAUGGAAGUACGGAUUCAACAAACCCAAUUACCAAUUAGGUCGAAACCCAAUAACUUGUGAUGGAGAACUUUUGCAUUUCGUCAGCACUGUUCAAUCGAAUUUAGAAAUUUCAUUACAAAUUUUUCCGGAUGUAAAAGACAUGAAAUGUCACGGAGAAGAAAGAAAAUUGCUGGAUUUUACGCAAUUCUUCUCCAUUAAAAGCCAUUGUCCACUAAACUGCGAAUGUUUCUCAGAAAACGACAACCUCGAAGUCGACUGUAAUGGAAAGGGAAUAAAGAAAUUACCCGAAUUUCUGAUCGAAAAUGCGACAAUCGUCGACUUGAGUAAUAAUUACAUAAGUGAUUUCUCGACUGUGGAUUCUCGAACGUGGAACAAAGUCACCCGUCUGCACCUGAGCAACAAUUCUCUUUUCCGUUUUUCGGAAUAUGUUCUUUUGCCAAACAUGAAAUUUCUUUGGUUAAACGGAAACCGAUUAACCGAAUUACCUUCCGGAUUAAUGAAUCUGAUCGACGUCUCUGCUGAAUUCACGGUGUACUUAUCGAGAAACAAUUGGACUUGUGAUUGCCAUUCGCGAUUUACUAAAGACUGGUUGCUUCGAAACAAAUUGAAAAUUGUAGAUUUUUCCGAGGUUUUAUGCACGAAAAAUUCGUCUGUUUUCUCUUUUACCAGUAUUGUUUUUAAUAGUGAAUGCAUGCAAAUCUCGUGUUUUGACGAAGCUAGUUGUACUUUUGGAUGGAAAAUCGCAGUUACUGUUCUUACUUCGCUAACCUUGUUAGGUUUAAUCACAGUUGUUGUGUUUGUUUAUUGUCAUAAGAAAAGAAAUGUCGAGAAAGUGGCAGAGCCAAAGGAAGAAAAAGUGAUUUAUUACAAUGUUGACAAUUUGUUUUUAGACAAACGAAAAUCAAUACUUGUAUAUCGAAUGCUGAUAGGUGCCAUAUAUCCAAUAAGCAUUCGUUUGUGGAAAUCUUCAACAAUUCGUUUAUCUCUAACUUGCAGCGACGAAGAAACCAUCGACCUUCGUUUAAUGCGUUGUUUAAAUGUUAAACACGUUAAAAAUUUAGAAUUUAUCGAUUGUUACUUGGAGAAAUUUGCAGUCGAAAAAUUCGCUUCGAAUUAUACCAUCGAAAAAAUCGUCAUAAAAUACACGUUAAAAUCCAAAUAUGAAAGGUUGAAAUUCGAACCUGAAAGGUUGAAUUUCGAAAGUGCAGCAUUUAUUAAUAUGUCGUCUCUGAAAUAUUUACAGAUUGAAGGCGUAAGAACUUUCGACAUAUUCAAUUUGAGUUUUUACAACGAUUCUUCUCUGAUUUUUUUGAAAAUCUGGAAUUAUAAUUUUACGCUGUUUCUGCACAGACCAUUCCAACAAUUAAAAAAUCUUUCUGAAUUACAAGUGAACUUUGGUAAAUUAAAGUCUUUGCCAGAAGAACUGUUUCAUGGUCUUUAUAAUUUGAAAACCCUGGAUUUAAUUUACAACAUAAUUGAAUUCGUUCAUCCUUUUGUCUUUCGACAUCUCAGUUUAUUGGAACAGUUAAAUUUGAGGGGAAACAAAAUAGAAAGUUUAUCUGAAGAACUCUUUCGUGGACUGAAUAAUCUGAAAUCCCUGGAUAUAAGAAACAACUUAAUUGAAUCCGUUCAUCCUUUAGUCUUUCGACAUCUCUAUUUAUUGGAACAGUUAAAUUUGAAAGAAAACCCAAUAAAAAGUUUUCCAGAUGACUUGUUGAAAGGUCUUUCGAACUUAAGAAUACUUUUUAUCUCUGGAAAAUUUUCUGAACUGCGCUCUGUAUUUUUGAAGGGACUCGACAAUCUGACAGAAUUUUGCGCUUCUAAUUUUCCUUUACUUCGAAUCGAAGAAGAUUUUUUUUUUCCAUUCCAUGAACUUAAGAAAGGUGGUUAUCAGUUCCAACGAAGUUUUGCAUCUCCCGUCCAAUCUGUCAAAAAUAAUAAAAAUCUGGAAAUUUUUGAAUACAGAUGGAACAAAUUAUCGACAGUACCAAAUGGUAUUUUCGAUGGACUUUCUAAACUCAAAAAAAUCGAUUUACACGAAAAUCGUCUAGAAAACAUUCCAGAGGAUUUUUUCCAAGGUUUGUCGAAUCUGGAAAAACUGGAUUUAUCAUAUAAUCGCCUGACAUUUUUACCUAAAAAUAUUUUUCUUCCAACGAGUAAUUUACGAAUUCUCGAUCUUUCUCAUAACAAUUUCAGUAAAAUUUCUUUUGACUUCAACAAUAAACUCGAAAGACUUGAUUUGAGAGAAGCGGGUUUGACGGAAUGGUCGAAUUUAAAUUGGACAAAAUACAACUUGACUUAUGUUGAUUUUUCAUGGAACCAUUUCGAAACUGUCAAAUUGCCGAUUUACACUCCGAACCGCAUGGAGAUAAAUUUGGAUUACUGUCGCAUAAAAACCAUUUACAUCGACGAAUGGAAAUACGGAUUCAACAAACCCAAUUAUAAAUUAAGUGAAAACCCAAUAACUUGUGAUGGAGAACUUUUGCAUUUCAUCGGCACGAUUGUUCGAUUGAACUUUCAAAUUUCAUUUCAAAUUUUUUCGGUUCUAAUAUUCAACAAAUGUCACGGAGAAGAAAGAAAAUUGCUAAAUUUUACGCAAUUCUUUGCCAUUAGAAGCCAUUGUCCAAUGAACUGCGACUGUUCUUCGAAAAACGACGACCUCAGAGUCGAUUGUAGUCGAAAGGAAAUAAAGAGAAUACCCGAAUUUCUGAUCGAAAAUGCGACAAUCGUCGACUUGAGUAAUAAUUAUAUUAAUGAAUUGUCGACUAUGGAUUAUCGAACAUGGAGCAAAGUCACUCGUCUUCACCUGAGUAACAAUUCUCUAUUGCAUUUUCCGGAUUGUUUUAUUUUGCCAAACAUCAAAUUUAUUUGGUUAGACGGAAACCGAUUAACCGAAUUGCCUUCCGGAUUAAUGAAUUUGAUCGACGUCUCUGCUGAAUUCACGGUGUACAGUACUUAUCGAGAAACAAUUGGACUUGUAAUUGCCAUUCGAGAUUUACUAAAGACUGGUUGCUUCGAAACAAAAGGAAGAUUGCAGAUUUCUCCGAUGUUUUAUGCACGAAAAAUUCGUCUGUUUUAUCUUUUACCAGAAUUAUUUCUAAGAAUCAAUGCACACAAAUCCCAGGUGUGUGUUCUGAAGAAGUUUCUUCUACUUUUGGAUGGAAAAUCGCAGUUGCAGUUCUUACUUUGUCAUACUUACUCUUUGGACGAGAUGAGGUGGGUUAUCUUCUUGCAAUUCCUAUUUCUAGUGGUUAAUUCCUGUCAAGAGUUUUGGCAACAUUGGGCGAAUGUUUCUUGCUCGUCAUCAGCAAUUAGCUGCCAUAAAUCAAAAAACCUUUCUUCUGUUGAAGUAUUCAACCAGUCUUUAUCCAUCAAUUGCGGCAAGGAAAGGAUUGACUUUCGUUUAAUGCGAUGCUUGAAUGUUAAAAAUGUACAAAAGAUAACAUUUAGAUAUUGUUAUCUGUCGGGGAUCGACUUUGGAAUAUUCACUUUCGGAUAUGGAAUCGAACACGUCCAGAUAUAUAACCAUUUCUCGCAUAAAAGAUACUUCGAAAGUGCAUCGUUUAAUAACAUGUCCUCUCUGCGAUCUGUCCAAAUACGGUAUGUGAGGUCGUCGGAACUUCUAAAUUUAACGUUUCACAAUGUUCCAUCGCUGACUUUAUUGAAAAUCGAAUGGUAUAACUUCUCUUUAUUUCCGAACAAACCUUUCCGAGAGAUAACUAAUUUAUCUGAAUUAUACAUCAUACGCGGUAAUUUAAGAGUUAUACCGGAAGAUCUAUUUUAUAAUCUUUACAGUUUGAAAAGACUGGACUUGCGUAUCAAUAGAAUUGAAUCGAUUCAUCCACUUGUCUUUAGAAAUCUCACCCGAUUGGAAUUUUUGGACUUAGGAAUUAAUCAAAUAAAGGAUUUGCCAGGUUACAUGUUGAAAGGUCUUUCAAAUCUAAAGACAUUUUAUAUUCAUGGAAAUCCUAGAUUAUCAGAAAUUCCGUCAGGAUCUUUCAUGAAACUGCACAACUUGACUGAAUUUGUAGCAAGGAGUUGUUCCUUUUCUUCAUUCGAAGAAGAUGUAUUUUUUGACUUAAGUAAUUUGAAAAUCGUCAAUUUAAAUUUUAAUAAAAUUGAACAUCUGUCGCCGAAUCUUCUGAGAAAUAACAAACUGCUGACAAAGUUUUCCUGUUCGAACAAUAAAAUAUCGACACUUCCAACAGAAAUUUUUCAUCGACUUUCUGAACUGCGAGUGUUAGAGUUGGAGUGAAACCAGUUAGAAAAUCUUCCUGAAGGUGUUUUUCAAAAUUUGUCGUCAUUACAGAUUCUCCAGUUAUCACAAAAUAAGCUUACAUUUUUACCCAAAAACAUUUUUUUUUCAUUGAAUAAUUUAACGAAUCUCGAUCUAGCUAAUAACGAUUUAACAGAAUUACCUUCCGGAUUAAUGAAUUUAAUCGACGUUUCUCCGAUAUUUAAAAUUUACUUAUCCAGAAACAAUUGGACUUGCGAGUGUCAUUCGCAAUUUACUAAAGACUGGUUGCUUAGAAACAAGCAGAAGAUUGCAGAUUUCUCCAAUACUUACUGCAGAAGAAAUUCCUCUUUUCUGUUAUUCGUCGAUAUUGUUUCCAAUGACGAAUGUAGAGAAAUUCCAGAAGAUAAUUUGACAUCUUCAGUAAAUGAUUCUUCUUUAAACGAAGGUUGUUUCGAUGAAGUUACUUCGGUUUUUGGAUGGAAAAUCGCAGUCUCUGUUCUUACUUCCCUAAUGUUAUUAGGCGUGAUUAUUGUUGUUUCCAUCGUUUAUUAUCGCAGAAGACGAAGUGACAAGAAAGAGCCAAAUACUCAUCAAGAAGAAGUGAUUAUUUACAAUGUUCACACUUGACAAAUUCUGUAAUUACGGCAAUUUAAGUGUAUCUACUUUAAUCAAUGUAACUAAUUUCUUGCAAUCAAUUGUUAUUAUUUUGCAUAUGUUACUAUAGAAAUGAACUUCAUUUAUUCAA